Camponotus floridanus (Florida carpenter ant) is the source of this 1752-nucleotide messenger RNA. It is a transcript of the gene Mlc2, whose product is annotated as myosin regulatory light chain 2. The record is from RefSeq and is a predicted model, not a curated record. The transcript is spliced from 5 exons. Gene Ontology annotation, molecular function: myosin heavy chain binding; calcium ion binding. Gene Ontology annotation, biological process: locomotion; post-embryonic development. NCBI's taxonomy places the organism in Eukaryota, Metazoa, Arthropoda, Insecta, Hymenoptera, Formicidae. Gene Ontology annotation, cellular component: cytoplasm; myosin II complex. The coding region runs from base 183 to 809 and encodes 208 amino acids.
UAAAUAUGGUCAGAUAGGCGUUGUACCCGGGUACCCGGGGCACUCCUGCUCGGACAACCUCCGGCCCGUCUGGGUGGGGGAGAUCCACAAAAGUUACUUAGACAAGUUCAGCUCUAUGAUUCGGACAGUUGGUUCGUCGUAACCAUCUCGUAUCAUCCAUCUCUUAGAAAUCAAGCGUAGAUAUGGCGGAUAAAGAGAAGAAGAAGAAGACCAAGAAGAAGGAGGAGGCAGCUCCUGCACCCGAGCCCGAGCCGGCGCCAGCCGAGGAGAAGCCGGCAACACCAAAGGAUUCCGGCUCGACUAGAGCGAGCAGCCGUGGCAGCCGCAAGGCUAAGCGUAGCGGCUCCAGCGUCUUCUCUAUGUUCUCUCAGAAACAGGUGGCCGAGUUUAAGGAGGCAUUCCAGCUAAUGGACGCGGAUAAGGAUGGUAUCAUCGGCAAAAAUGAUCUUCGCGCGGCUUUCGACUCUGUCGGCCGACUUGCAUCCGAUAAGGAGCUCGAUGAGAUGCUCAACGAAGCUUCCGCGCCCAUCAACUUCACUCAAUUGUUGAACUUGUUCGCUGUCCGUAUGUCAGGAUCAGGAGGUACCGAUGACGAUGACGUUGUGAUCAAUGCCUUCAAGACGUUCGACGUUGACGGCAAAAUCGAUGGCGAAAGGUUAAGGCACGCUUUAAUGACGUGGGGCGAUAAAUUUACGUCCAAAGAGGUGGAUGACGCAUUCGAUCAGAUGUUCAUCGACGACAAAGGUUUCAUCGAUACCGCGAGUUUAAUCGCCAUGUUGACCGGUACAGGCGAGGAAGAGGAAGAAUAAGAAGUUAUCGUCGCAAGAUGGAAACGUUCCUCGAUUUAUGAAGCCUCGUAUUAACGUCAGAUCCGUACAAUUCUCCGCAAAAGAGAACAAAUACUUUAUGUUUGAAAAUUCCUCAUCUCUCUUUCUCUUUUGGUAUUUAAUUUAAUCAAUGACAAAAGUAUGACGAGGACGAAAUAAUUGCCGAAUUGUUCGAUCUAAAUGGACCAAAGACAGUCCCUUCAGUAUCUCUGUCUAAAUCACUUCGUCCUUUUCUUUUCGUUUCUCUUCGUACUUUUCUUCUCGCUCUCUCUAACUUUUUCUCUUCUUUCUAUCUCUUAAAUUCCAUUUUCCUCUCUUUCUUUCUCUCUCUGUCUCUUCGAUUAUCUGUCUGGAUCUUACUGCUUCUCUUUGUCGCCUUCUUUUUCAUCUUUUUAGUCUUCUUUCAAUCUUUUCUUUUCCUUCCCUCUUUCCUCUUUUUUUCAUCUCUCCCUCCUUGAUCUGGUGAAUGCUGUUAAUUGUAAAGGAAACAAUCCGAGAAAUGUAGUCAAUUUUGACACAAUUCUUCUACAUGUAAAAUAUGUCUGUCGAUAAACGAAGCUUCAUCAUGCCAUUUUAUCGUUCACAUAAUAAAAAUACAUAUAUAAAUAAAGUUCUACGAAGCUCUCUCUAAUUUCGAUCUGCUAUUCUGUCGACAGAAUUGGUUUAGAGACUCUCGGAGACAAUUCGUAAGACAAACAUAAAAUCUCGUGUUGAUUCACUUAAAUAUAGAAAUACAUUGUCAUAUAUAAUCGCUGCUCCGCAUUUUUUUAUAGAUAUACCUCAAAUGUUACGUUCUACAUACGAAAUGAUAUCAGAAAAAUACAUUGAAUGUAUUAUUAAUGUAACACGGUAUAUAAUAAAGGAAUCAUUGGUAGCGAGAGAAUAUUUGUAAUUUUAAACGAAUAUACAUAUUAAUUGUAAGAAA